Molecule: messenger RNA, 1737 nt
Organism: Oxyura jamaicensis (ruddy duck)
Lineage: Eukaryota; Metazoa; Chordata; Aves; Anseriformes; Anatidae
Gene: NALF2
Product: family with sequence similarity 155 member B
Exons: 3
Biological process (GO): calcium ion import across plasma membrane
Cellular component (GO): plasma membrane
Molecular function (GO): stretch-activated, monoatomic cation-selective, calcium channel activity
Source: RefSeq, a predicted model, not a curated record
GGCAACCUGAGCCGGCCGCCGGCCGCCGCCGGGCCCUGCCCCGCCGCCCGCGGCGACCUGGACUCGGCCUGCGCCCGCCUGCACUCGCUGCAGCGCCUGCUGGGCUCGUUCGCCGCCGGCGUGCCCGCCGGGCCGCUGCUGGCCUCGGCCCCGGCGCGGAGGACCUUCCUGCAGGCGUACUUCGGGAACUUGAACCUCUCCUUUUGUGAUACUUACACGAUCUGGGACCUGCUGCGCGAGAUGGCCGGCCCCGACAGCCUGGACUGCAGCCUGGACAACCUGAUGGUGGACUUGGUGGCGGCCGCCGCCGGGGCGCUGGGCGGGGAGGCGUGUAGCAGCUGCGUCCAGGCGUACCAGCGGCUGGACCAACACGCUCAGGAAAAAUACGAGGAGUUCGACCUCUUGCUGGAGAAAUACCUGCAGUCGGACGAGUACUCGGUCAGAUCCUGCGUGAGGGACUGCAAGGCUGUCUACAAGGCCUGGCUGUGCUCCGAGUAUUUCAACGUGACACAACAACAGUGCCGACACCGGAUCCCAUGCAAGCAAUACUGCCUGGAGGUGCAGACCAGGUGCCCGUUUGUGUUACCGGACAACGACGAGCUGAUCUACGGAGGUUUGCCUGGCUUCAUCUGUACGGGGCUGCUGGAGACCCAGCUGCCCGAGGAGGAGGCCAAGUGCUGCGAGGUGCAAUGGGACUCCUGCGACCACCCCCCAGACAGCAACUACAACACAUCCCCCAAAUCCACGGCGUCAGAGUCGCUCCAUUACCACCGCCACGACCCCCACCUCCAUCACCAGCGGCAGAACCACUACCACCUCUACCACCACCACCAGUACCACCAGUACCACCACUCCCCGUCCUUGCUGCCGGUCUCCGCAGGGUCUCGCCUGGGCAGCAGCAGGCUCAGGCUGUGCGUGCUGGUCCUGAUGCUCCUCCACACCAUGGUGUCCUUCUCGAGCGUGCACAGCGGCGGCGGGGGGCUCAGCCUGGAGGCCCUGCCCGCCCUGGACGAGAGCGUGGCGCGGGACGAGUGACACGCAGGGGGGCAGCCGACCUCCGAGAACGCCAGAUCUUUUUCCACGAAGGGGGGCACAUGCUAUUCCUCCAAUGGGAGGCACGGGAUUGGGGGUGACGCACACACACACACCCCCGCACAUACCCCCAAGAGCUGCUCGCCGCGGGGCAUCCCCGUGAUGAAGAGUCUCUAAUGCGCACAGGGCUGCGGGACUCGGCUUUGAGAAGGGUUCGGUCAGGAGCAGCCGGGCGGCUCGGCGCAGGAGGGGACGGGGCAGGGGGAGCAGAGGGGCCGGGGGAGCGGAGGGGACGGGGUCCCCCCCUCGCAGGAGGUGGCCCCGCGUGGCUGCCGCGUACCUCCUGGCCGCCUGCCGCGAGUGCCUUGGGCGCCCGCACCGUACCCGCCAGCCAAAUGCCAGGAGUUUGGAAAUCCGCCUGACCCCCGUUUUCUAUUUCUCCCCCAUCCAUAACGCCCCGCACCCGGCCGGGCAGGAUGGAGGCAACACCUCUCUGAAAGUCCCUGUCCUCCGUUCCCAUCCCCGAGAAAACCCCGCUGGUGCAAGGCAGCCCCUGCACGGGCUGGCCGGGCUCCUCCUGCUGCUGGAGGGCUGGUGGGACUGGGGGAUGCUGCACCAUGGGGCUGCUGUCCCCACGUCCCCACCUGCUCCUCCAGUCCUGCUCCUCCUGCUCAGGGCGGUGGGGAGGCAGCGUGGAGCAGGAGG